UAAAGCUGGCUGACUAUUCUGAAUGGUUCACCUGGAAGCAGCGGGCAAUGAGAGGGAAGGAUUUCAGAAAGUUUGAGCUGGAAGAUUACGGGUUUUUCUGUUAAAUGUAGCAGCGCAGUAGAAUUCUUACUGGUUUGAGGAGCUGGGAGGCUACCUAGUUGUGAAAAAGCUUGAGGAAUGGCAGAGGUAAACUUGUCCUUACCAAUUUUAGUUUAUGAUAGCCACAAAACACAAUAAAUUGGAUUUUCACCAUAUUGGACCUUCACAAUGACGGCUGCCUCCUUUCUUAUUGAGAAUACUGAAUCUGAAAACACUUUUCCUUUCACACCACAUCUAAAUAACCUGCUUGACAAGGACUGGCUUUACAAAAUAUCUGAUGUCCCAAAUCCUGCUAUAAAGUCAGAUUUUAGAUGAGUGCGUUGAAACUUUUUACAUUCCAAGAGAUGUACCAAUGAUCAAAUCUUGUUUCUGAGUGAGGCUUUGAAUCUAAAUGCAAUAUUGGUGUGAGUUACAGUGGAUUCUCUUAACUCAGAGUGGACAAACAACAACGUCUUGUGAUUGUUUCUUCGUCUCGUGCCUUCAGCAUCUCAGCUCAUGGUUUAGUGUGUUCUUGGCUCACCCUCCGGGUCAGCCAGAGCUUGUAUUAUUGAUAAGUUGGCUCAGUUAUUUAGGUCCCCAAUCUGCUCUAGAAUAAAGUAUUAUAACGGAACACAAAGAUAGCAGAGACGCUGAUGAUCUUCUAUGGGCUCUCUGUUUUGUUUUGUUUUUUGUUCUUUUUAAAAUUAUUGUUUUAUAUAUUAUUUGUGACAGUCACUUUUACAUUUAUACUUGAAUUGUACUAAUUUAUAAAUAUUGCUUUUCAUUCCUUGCUGAGUAUUUCCUUGUUCUGACUGAUUGUGUUUAAAGAUUUUAAAUAUUUGCACAAAUAUUUCUGGUAAAACAAUGUUACACGUGACAAAGAAUGACAGAUCUCCUGUUUGUUAUGUGAACCCAAUGGGGUAAUUGCUCACAGAGCUACCCCUCCCACCCCUUCAUCAGCUCCUCUGGACCAUUCUAGCAUCUUGUGGUUUUUGCUCGCUGGCUUAACAAAACUGCACUACAGGUUUAAAUUCCUGUAAUAAAGCUCCUUCUUCUAUUUAAACCACUCUUUUUUUCUUCGUUUUCUAAGAGGACACUUCUCUCUGUAUUGAUUUAAGUCUUUCUAUGCGUAUAACCCGGUUGCCAUGGUGACCUACCUGCAGCAUAGCAACAACCUCAGCACCGGCCACAGCUCCGUGUCUGAGGCCAGCUCUGGAGCGCUGAGCCGGGCGGGUCACACCACGGCGGCCGUCGUCCUCGGGUUCGUCCUGGUUCUGGGCUUCCUGGGAAACUUCCUGGUGCUGCUGGUGUUCUCUCGGUUCCCCGGGCUGCGGACUCCGGCCAACCUGCUCCUCAUCAACAUCAGUGUCAGCGACAUGCUCGUCUGCAUCUUCGGGACUCCACUCAGCUUCGCCGCCAGCGUGAGAGGAAAGUGGCUGACCGGAUCCUACGGGUGCCGCUGGUACGGGUUCUCCAACGCGCUUUUCGGUAUCGUAUCUCUGGUGUCUCUGUCUCUGCUGUCCUUCGAGCGCUACUCCUCAGUCUGCUGCAGCAUCCACUCGGACUCCUCUCAGUACCGGAGGGCUCGUCUCGCUGUAGCAGCCUCCUGGUUCUACUCGCUGGUCUGGACUCUGCCGCCACUGCUGGGAUGGAGCAGCUACGGGCCAGAAGGUCCCGGUACCACCUGCUCGGUCCAGUGGCACCAACGGACAGCCACAUCUCGCUCCUACAUCGGCUGUUUGUUCGUUUUCUGCCUCCUCCUGCCGCUGCUGCUCAUGUUCUUCUGCUACUGGAGGAUCCUGCUGGCUGUACGAGUGGUGGCCAGACAGGUCGCCAGGAUCAACAGGUCCUCAGCUGAGUCGAGGGAAAGCCGCAUCCUGAUGAUGGUGGUCGCCAUGGUGACUGGCUACCUGUUGUGCUGGAUGCCAUACGGUGUUGUGGCGAUGCUGGCCUCCUUUGGACGUCCAGGCUUGGUGCCGCCUGCUGCCAGUUUGAUCCCCUCCUUGCUGGCAAAGUCCAGCACCAUCCUCAACCCGGUCAUUUAUGUUCUGCUCAAUACACAGUUCUCCAGGUGUUUCCUCUACAUGAUGAGGUGCAGCUCAGAGGCUCCAUCCUCCCCGAUGCAGCCAACGCAGCCCAGCAGCAGGGCAGCGUGGCCUCACAAUCCCAACCUGCCAACAGAGGAGCAAAACACAACACCCGCCACGCUCACGUCUCGAGACCAGCAGGUACAGCAGCCCACUCUGGUGCUGGUGGCUCAAUAGGAAACAAGACUCUGUAUACUAGAGAUAUUUUGAAACAACAGCAAAACAUGUGCCCUAUAAAUUCUCUUCUCCUUGUUUGACCCGUUUCAUUAAUAAACCUGGAAACUCACAUUGCACUGCAUCAGAUGGAGCUCAGUAUUCAUGUUUUGAGCAAUAUAUUAAAUUUUUAAUCUAUUUUA
Acanthochromis polyacanthus (spiny chromis) is the source of this 2521-nucleotide messenger RNA. Its product is annotated as pinopsin-like. Lineage: Eukaryota; Metazoa; Chordata; Actinopteri; Pomacentridae. The record is from RefSeq and is a predicted model, not a curated record. Gene Ontology annotation, cellular component: membrane; photoreceptor outer segment. Bases 1224 to 2342 code for a protein of 372 amino acids. Gene Ontology annotation, biological process: visual perception; G protein-coupled receptor signaling pathway. The transcript has 5 exons. Gene Ontology annotation, molecular function: G protein-coupled receptor activity.